Eremothecium cymbalariae DBVPG#7215 is the source of this 1338-nucleotide messenger RNA. RefSeq names its product Apm1p (gene APM1). The record is from RefSeq and is a predicted model, not a curated record. Bases 1 to 1338 code for a protein of 445 amino acids. Gene Ontology annotation, biological process: vesicle-mediated transport; intracellular protein transport. Gene Ontology annotation, cellular component: clathrin adaptor complex; clathrin-coated vesicle. The transcript has a single exon. NCBI's taxonomy places the organism in Eukaryota, Fungi, Ascomycota, Saccharomycetes, Saccharomycetales, Saccharomycetaceae. Gene Ontology annotation, molecular function: clathrin-cargo adaptor activity.
AUGUCUUCGGGUAUUUACUUCUGUGAUGCGAAGGGGAAACUGCUUCUUUCUAGACGUUAUAAAGAUGACAUUCCUAUAAGUGCCAUUGAACAAUUCCCAUAUUUGUUGAUUGAAAAGGAGCAGGAGUCGAAUGUGAUACCACCUUGUUUCAGUCAUAAUGGGGUGCAGUAUCUAUUCAUUCAACACAACGAUUUGUAUAUUUUAACGUUGACAAGGUCCAUGUAUGCAAAUGUGGCCCAGGUGUUUUCCUUCUUGCAUACGCUGGUGGAUGUUUUACAAGAAUACAUGAAAGUUGUUGAAGAAGAAUCUAUCAAGGACAACUUUGUAAUUAUAUAUGAAUUGUUGGAUGAGGUGAUGGACUCCGGGAUACCUCAAAUUACAGAUACCAAAAUGUUGAGGCAGUACAUUACGCAAAAGUCGUUCAAGUUAAUCCGUUCUGCCAAGAAGAAGAAAAACGUUGUGAGACCCCCAUCUUCGCUAACAACGGCUGUUAGUUGGAGACCUGAGGGGAUUAAGUAUAAGAAGAACGAGGCGUUUUUAGAUGUUAUUGAAUCCAUUAACAUGAUGAUGACACAGCAGGGACAGGUGUUGAGAUCGGAGAUUCUGGGUAAAGUGAAGGUGAGAUCGCGUCUUUCUGGUAUGCCAGACCUGAAAUUGGGUUUAAAUGAUAAAGGAAUAUUUACGCAAUCAAACGAGGAAGAAGAGGACGAGCCUAGUAGCCAGCCAUCUAUUACCAGAAAGAAGUCAAAUAUAGAAUUGGAAGACCUGAAAUUCCACCAAUGUGUGAGGUUGAGCAAAUUUGAAAAUGAAAAAAUCAUCACGUUCAUCCCACCUGAUGGUGACUUUGAAUUGAUGAGCUACAGAUUGUCAACUCCAAUUAAACCGUUGAUUUGGUGUGAUGCCAAAAUUCAAGUUCACUCGAGGUCUAGAGUUGAAGUUCAUUGCAGAGCCAAGGCACAAAUCAAGGCCAAAUCCACCGCAAACAAUGUUGAGAUUUUAAUCCCAGUCCCCAACGAUGCAGACUCUCCUAAAUUCAGGUACUCCCAUGGGUCUAUCAAAUGGGUCCCGGAGAAAAAUGCUAUCCUUUGGAAGAUAAAAUCUUUCCCUGGGGGCAAAGAUUAUUCGAUGGCUGCGGAAAUGGGAUUGCCCUCCGUAAACGAUAUUGCUGACUAUAACUUCAAGAGGCCGGUCCAGAUUAAGUUCCAAAUCCCAUACUUUACAACUUCAGGUAUCCAAGUCCGCUAUUUAAAAAUCAACGAACCAAAGCUGCAGUAUAACAGCUACCCAUGGGUUCGUUACAUUACACAGAGCGGUGAGGACUACAUAAUAAGAAUGUGA